ACAACAGUUGGGAUCAAAUAAAAGAUUUAGUAAAAGACGAGAAUAUAGGAGAAUAUCGAAGUACUACAUAUAUUGCUACUAUUAUCACUGCUACUACCGUUUAAAGAGUAUACUACUAUAUACACGCAUACAUAUUAUAUAUAUACUAGAUAUAUCAUUAGUAAGUUACUCCCCCCCAGUGAGACUCGUAUAGAAACAAAAGAAAAGUUAUUGAUCUUGAAUUCAAAUAAGUGAUAUAAAUAAAAUGGCCAUCUUCAGAACCAAAUCUUCUUCGUCUUCGAACUCUGUUCAACAGCAAAAGAUCACAGAGAAGGAUAUUUCGCAGUAUAAAGUACAUACCGCCAACCUCCAUGAUCCAAUUUUAACCGCUGUGAACGAGGCACAACCUUUUGAGCAAGCAGCUAACCCCACGGGAGAAAGAAGACAAUCAUACUUAUCUCAAGAAAACGGGCAUUAUAGGGAUAUAUUUGGCCAAACUAUUGGACAAGCUGAUAUGUCUAACCCGGCCAGGGCUAGAAAUGAGCGUCCUUUAGAUACAAUUAGAGGAUUUGAAUAUGCCAUUACUGGAGAUGCAAAUUAUAGAGAUCAACUAGAAACAAGAAAGCUUGGUUGGGCGUUCCACGAGGACUUCCCUUACUACAACCUCCAAGGCAACGGUGGUGCUCAAGGGGCACAAGAGGGCAACUCUACCGGAAUGCAACCUCCAGUACAUACUUUUGAUGGAGAACAAGGAAUGUAUCAAGCAGAAAAUUAUAGUGCGAACUCAUUGAAGGCAGACAAAAAGAAGAAGAAGAAGGGAGGAUUGUUUGGAAGAAAGAAGUAG
This is a messenger RNA of [Candida] anglica, 823 nucleotides long. Lineage: Eukaryota; Fungi; Ascomycota; Pichiomycetes; Serinales; Debaryomycetaceae. The record is from the annotation of a GenBank genome assembly.